GGGUUAGAGGCAACUCGUGAGGCUAGAAACCCGAGCGUGGUCGGUUGGAGCAAAUAUGUCUGUCCGGAGGCACAUUGGGAAUCCUGAGUAUCUGACCAAAAGGAUACCACAGAAUCCAAAAUAUCAGCAUGUCAAAUCAAGACUGGACACUGGUAACAGUAUGACAAAAUACAUUGAGAAGCUAGAAGAGAUCAAAAAAAAUUAUAGAUAUAAAAAAGAUGAACUUUUCAAGAGACUGAAAGUUACCACUUUUGCCCAGCUGGUUAUCCAGGUAGCUUCCCUAUCUGAUCAAACACUGGAAGUGACAGCUGAGGAGAUUCAGAGGCUCGAAGACAAUGAUUCUGCAAACUCAGAGCCAGAUGCAGAAAUCUCUACUGGAACCAAUGGGAAAGGGAGCCCGGGAGAGCAGUCACCCAGCCCUGUCCAGUUCAUCAACAGCACAGGAGUGGGGGAAUCCAGUCGCUCUACUCUUCAGAGUGUUAUCAGUGGUGUUGGGGAACUGGAUCUAGACAAAGGUCUAGCGAAGAAAGCAGAGCCAAACACCAAAGACAGGCCUUACCCUGACUGCCCCUUCCUGCUGCUAGAUGUACGUGAUAGAGAUUCCUACCAGCAGUGCCACAUCAUUGGAGCCUACAGUUACCCAAUUGCAACUCUCUCUAGAACGAUGAAUCCUUAUUCAAAUGAUAUUCUUGAAUAUAAAAACGCCCACGGCAAGAUUAUCAUUCUGUACGAUGACGAUGAGAGGCUGGCCAGCCAGGCAGCCACCACCAUGUGCGAGCGCGGGUUUGAAAACCUGUUCAUGCUUUCCGGAGGUCUGAAAGUCUUAGCUCAGAAAUUCCCAGAAGGACUAGUUACUGGUUCCCUGCCAGCCUGUUGCCAGCAGGCUCUUCCUCUUGGUUCUACCCGGAAACGAUCCAGCCCCAAAGUGCCGACCUUACCAGCUGAAAACAAAUGGCGAUUCACCCCAGAAGACUUAAAAAAGAUAGAAUAUUAUCUGGAAGAGAACCAGGGUCCAGCAGACACCUCUAGCCGACUGAACCAGAGUAACUCCCAGGGAAGAGACUCCAAGGUGCCUGCUUCCCGCACCAGUCAGAGCCUGCCAGCCGGGACCCCUGCCAGCCACUCCAACCCUCGCACACUCAGCAGUGGCCACAUCCAGGGCAAACCCUGGAAGUAGACUUUGUCUCACGUAGUCAAAUAAAUGUUUCCCCUCCUCUCAGAACCCUGAGCUUCCCAUGUUGGUCAUUUUGUGCAGUAGAGGAAAGACAGUGGUAUGGGAUAGGCCCUCCUCCCUCUCUCUGUCUCCAUCUCUUCCUUCAGCCAGCUGGGAAGGGACUUUGACAGAUGACCACAAAAGCCAGAGGUGUAACAGGCUCUAGAGUCCUCCCUGUGUUUACAGAAUAGUUAAGCCUUUUGAGUCUGGAUAGGGAAAAAGGACACCUCCACCCCUUAAAAAAAGAAACAUAUAUAUAUAUAUAUAAGGUUCAGCUUGUUUGGUCUAUACCCAGUGGUGUUUUGUAAAUACUUCAGUCACAUCUGCUGGUGUGUUCCUCCCAACCAGUUUUUUUUCAUUCACUAUUGAAUUCCUGGAAGAUUCUCCAGGUGGGCUUGGCGCAGGCCCCUGUCCCCCAGGGCCGAACAGGCCGCACACCAAGCACAGGCGCUGGCUGAGGCUUGUUCAGCCCGGCAUGCUGCAGGCUCCAUUGGGAGUUCAGAAGCCGCUCGUUGCCUGUGAGCUGGACUUAGUUUUGCAAUUUUGUCGAAAAGCUCUGCACUUAACUGAAUGUUCUCUCCAGUUUCAGUUGAUUCCCGGGGCCAUCAAGGGGUAGGUUCAGCUGCCUUCACACCAGAAGGAUCCCAUAGGAUGGCCUGGCCAUGGUACAAGCCUGUACUGAGAGCCCCUAGAAGCCACCACAACCACUGAGGACUGUGUGUUGCUAUCUCAGUUGUAAAUUUCCAUCACCUGAUUUGGGUCCAUCCAUAUGAGAUGGGUGGAAAUCAUAGCCACUUGAAAAAGACAGCUUUGCUCAGGCAAUUGGGAAACACAAUAGGUGAGGGGGACUUUAGAGUCCUUUGUCAGGGCUGACAACCCCCAUAAGCCCUUGCUUAAAAAUACAGUAUUAGUCUAAUUGAGUAAUUAGUGCAAUUUCCUGCUUGCUUUUCAUUCUCAUGGCUGAGCUGUGAUUAGGAGGUUGUGAUUAUAGAUUCUGGUUUGGGCCGGAAUUUUGAAUCAGCAUUAAUUGAAUUGCUAGAUGACUGACAUUCAUUCUAUUUAAUUGGGGGAACAGAAGACCUCAGGUAAGGAUGAGGAACUCGGAAAUCACAUGGAAAAGGAAAAAAGCCUUGUUAAUUUUUAUGGUCUGUGAUUGUAGCUGUGAUAAGAGACUAAGGAAUAAAUUGUGCUCUUUGUCAUGGCAACCAGCUUCUGAAAAGCCAACUGAAAAUUGCCCAUCCUUAGGUGGUUCCUGCUGCUGGGUAAGAUUUGCCUUAACAGUACUAUUUUCUCAUCACCAAAAAGAAAAAGAAAAAGCACACCACAGUAUUUCUAGCAUGAGGACUGUGUUUGUAAGAGAAAUAAACAUAAUAAAUAUCUCUUGGAGACAUAUGGAAAAAUAACUCCGAUUCAGUCGAGCUCUGUUUCAGAAUGUGUUUAUUCUUCUCUACUUGAUUUCCAAAGUGCAACAUUUUCCGAAGCUUUAGAAAUCAAACAAACCAGGGACAUUGUUCAGAUGUCAAGCCGUGCCCAAUUUUCCACAAGAUUCAAGAAUCUUGUAUAAAAUUCAGCCAAUGUACACAUAGCUUUAAUGAGGAGCUUGUCAUGUUUCCCCAUAAAUUUAUUGCCUGAGAACUUAGUUCAGCCUUUUGCAAAUGCCAAAAUGCUCUCUGGCUUUUUAUUUUCUUUACAGCACAGAUAGGAAAAUGCAAGUGUUUCCACACUCAGUUUUCCCCUAGCAUGGACAAGAUUUUCAGCCAUCUUUGACACGUAUAGGUUUUUAAAGAGAAGUAUUUUUCUCUGUAACAAAGUUGUGGGUAUGCCAUUUUCAAGUUGGCUAGUCAGGAGAUUAGAUUUCCCUACCAAUUCUGUUUUGGAAAUAACAGAUAGUUAGUUCUCCUUCGUCCCUCUUCAAGCUGUUAAUGAUAGAAACUGUUGGCUAUAUGUGAAAAGCCACUUUAACUACCUUUUUAUAGCUGCGGUGAAUUUACCUAGAGCAAGCUAGCAGGAUGGAUAUAUUUAUGUAUGUUUUCUCCUUAGCACUUUGCCCUGUUGGUUAAAGUUUAAAUCUUCAAAAGGCCUGUUGUGAUUCUAUGUGUUGUGUGCUCAGCAAUACUUACAGAUGUUUUUUACAUGCUCCAGAUAAGUCCCUUGAACGUUCUGCUUUACUAGUUUUUUCAUUAGGUUAUUUGACAUGUGUUAUUUAAAUGAUCAGUGAUACUUUGUGUGAUUAUGAAUGUUGAAGAUUAA
Messenger RNA from Dipodomys ordii (Ord's kangaroo rat), 3463 nucleotides. It is a transcript of the gene Cep41, whose product is annotated as centrosomal protein 41kDa. Gene Ontology annotation, biological process: protein polyglutamylation; cilium assembly. Gene Ontology annotation, cellular component: ciliary basal body. The record is from RefSeq and is a predicted model, not a curated record. Lineage: Eukaryota; Metazoa; Chordata; Mammalia; Rodentia; Heteromyidae. The coding region runs from base 56 to 1177 and encodes 373 amino acids. The transcript is spliced from 11 exons.